AUGCCCAAGGCAAACACUUCCCGUGCCGCUGCGGCCCGCCGCCAUAACCCUCUGGCCGAUGAUAUUUCGGCCGCGGGGCACUUGCGCACCCAGUCCAGCAAGAAGAGCAAGCGCCAAUCCCAAGAUGAGGAAGGACAGGAUGGACAGCGUUUUAUUGAUGCAAAGAUGUCCCGCAAGAUUUUGCAGAUUGGACAAGAGUUGGCCGAUGAGGAUGCCGCCGAACACAAACUCGCUAUGGGCGCUAUGGAGCCGAAAUCCAACGCCGCCUUUGAAUUCGACACUCGGUUUGAGGAGGAAGCAUUGUCCGACGACGACGAGAACUUCCAGAAUGACGAAUGGGUGGAUGAUGAGGUUGAGGAUGUGGAGGUUAACCCGCAGGAUCUUGAAAUGUUCAACAGCUUCAUGCCCGGUCACGAAGAUGAUCCUAUUUUCAACCCUCGUGAGCCCGGCUCCUCAGGCCAAACGACAAACCUUGCCGAUUUGAUCUUGGAGAAGAUUGCCGAACAUGAGGCCAGGCAAGCGGGAGAGACUGUUGGUGGCCCGCACAUUCAGGGUGGUGGUGCAGCUGAGGACGCUGUCCAGAUUCCAGCAAAGGCUAUUGAAGUCUUCGAGAAGGUUGGUACGAUCCUCUCGCGCUACAAAUCUGGCCCGCUGCCGAAACCGUUCAAAAUUCUUCCCUCCGUGCCUAACUGGCCGACCUUGCUCGAUAUCACUCAACCCGAGAGGUGGACUGCCAACGCUGUGUUUGCAGGCACUCGUAUUUUCAUCUCCUCUAAGCCUCACGUGGCCCAAGAGUUCAUCAACACUGUGCUACUAGACCGUGUCCGUGAGGAAAUCCACGAGACCAAGAAACUUAAUGUCCACACCUACAAUGCCAUGCGCAAGGCUCUCUACAAGCCCGCAUGCUUUUUCAAGGGACUGCUCUUCCCACUCGUCGCCAGUGGCACAUGUACUUUGCGCGAGGCCCACAUUGUCUCUUCAGUGAUUUCCCGUGUGUCCAUCCCGGUGCUGCAUUCCGCUGCUGCUCUCCUCCGCAUGUGUGAUCUGGCUGCGGAACAAUCCCUCCACUCUUUGGAAAGCACUGGCUCUGUGAACACCUUCAUCCGGGUCUUUUUGGAGAAGAAAUACGCUCUGCCUUACAAGGUGAUUGAUGCUCUUGUCUUCCACUUUAUGCGAUUCCGUGCGGCUGAGGGCUCUGCGGAGGCUUUGAUGGAAAGUGGCUCUAAGGGCUACAAGCUUCCGGUGUUGUGGCACCAGUCUCUGUUGGUGUUUGCCCAGCGUUACCGCAAUGAUAUCACUGAGGACCAACGUGAGGCUCUGUUGGAUCUCUUGUUAGUUCGUGGACACAAGGAUAUUGGACCAGAGGUUCGACGAGAAUUGCUAGCUGGCCGUGGUCGUGGAGUGGUUGUUCCGGAUCCCGAGAGACAGAAUGCUCUUGAUGCCGGAGAUGAUACAAUGGAUGUGACCAUGUAG
Molecule: messenger RNA, 1473 nt
Organism: Penicillium verhagenii
Lineage: Eukaryota; Fungi; Ascomycota; Eurotiomycetes; Eurotiales; Aspergillaceae
Product: snoRNA-binding rRNA-processing protein ENP1
Exons: 3
Coding region: 1-1473 (490 amino acids)
Biological process (GO): rRNA processing
Cellular component (GO): preribosome, small subunit precursor; cytoplasm; nucleolus
Molecular function (GO): snoRNA binding
Source: RefSeq, a predicted model, not a curated record